ACUUGUAACCAGAAGUGUGGUUGUCUCGUUGUGAUCUCUGGCUGGCGGCGGGAUAGUUGUUUCGUUAGCUGACGAGCAUAUUUGUCCGUUUCGAGGCGGCAGAGCUGCAGGUGAACCCGCACACACUCAGGUAAACACUAUCAAAGUGAACAUAGCGUUGGCACGCUGGGCUAGCUGCGAUGCUAACCAGCUAGUUAGCCUGUUAGCUUCGGCCUGCUGCAUUGUGGCUAACUGCUAGCGUUAGCUUGUUAUCUGAUUGAACUUCCAGUCCAGACCAGGACCAGGACUAGGAGCACUACAAGAGCGGAAUGGAGGACCAGCAGAGCAACAAGGUCCCCAGAAAACCAGAAGCAGGCUCGGCCUCUGAUCCCAUCGAUGUUCAGAAACGGAGAGGAAGAGGGGGACUCAAACGUCACAGCUGUCAGCACUGUGACAAAUCCUUCACAACAUCUGGAAAGUUAAAGAUUCAUGAGAGAGUUCACACUGGAGAGAAACCAUACAGCUGUGACCAAUGUGGGGCAGCUUUCACCACUAAAGGUAGUUUAGAAAUCCACCUACGUAUUCACACUAGAGAGAAACCGUACUGGUGUAACCAAUGUGGUAAAACUUUUUCUCAGGGUAGUCACCUUGAAGCCCACCAACGUAUUCACACUGGAGAGAAACCGUACUGGUGUGACCAAUGUGUUAAAACCUUUUCUCGGGGAGAUUACCUUAAAUUCCACCAACGCAUUCACACUGGAGAGAAACCGUACUGGUGUGACCAAUGUGAUAAAACUUUUUCUCGGGGAGAUUCCCUUAAAACCCACCAGCGCAUUCACACUGGAGAGAAACCGUACUGGUGUGACCAAUGUGGUAAAACUUUUUCUGAUGGUAGUUCCCUUAAUGUCCACCAACGCAUUCACACUGGAGAGAAACCGUACUGGUGUGACCAAUGUGGUAAAACUUUUAAUCAGGGUAGUCACCUUAAAAGACACCAACGUCUUCACACUGCAUCGUUGUUGAGUCCAGGACACCAGAGUCCAGCAGUCAGAGUGGAGACCUGCUGGAUCUCAGAGACCAGGACCAGGAGCCCGUUUCAGAAAGCAGCUUUAACAAACUCUGAGAUGGAAAAGUGUUCGGUUCCAGAACAGCUGAUCAGAGUUUGUUCAAUCAAAUGUGAGGAUGAAAACAGCCUUCAUCAAUGGAGCUCUGAUACUACGAUUCACCAUGGCAACAGAGACCAGGACCAGGAGCACGUCAAGAGCGAAAUGGAGGAGGACCAGCAGAGCAACAAGGUCCCCAGAACACCAGCAGCAGGCUCGUCCUUUGAUACCACCGAUGUUCAGAAACGGAGAGGAAGAAAGGAACUGAUUGAUCAGAGAGUUCACACUGGAGAGAAACUACACAGCUGUGACCAAUGUGAGAAAACGUUUGCUUCGGGGAAUAACCUAAAAAGACAUCAACGUAUUCACACUGGAGAGAAACCCUACAGAUGUGAUAAAUGUGGGGCAGCUUUCACUCAAUCAUGUCACCUAAAAACACAUCAACGCAUUCACACUGGAGAGAAAUUCUACAGCUGUGAUGAAUGUGGGGAAGUUUUCCAAUGCCAGAGUUCCCUAAAAACACAUCAACGCAUUCACACUGGAGAGAAACCAUACUGGUGUGACCAAUGUGGGAAAACCUUUUCUCGUGAUAGUUCCCUUAAAGACCACCAACGUAUUCACACUGGAGAGAAACCGUACUGCUGUGACCAAUGUGGUAAAUCUUUUUCUCGGUCUGAUAACCUUAAAUCCCACCAACGCAUUCACAGUGGAGAGAAACCGUACUGGUGUGACCAAUGUGGUAAAUCUUUUUCUCGGUCUGAUAACCUCAAAUCCCACCAACGCAUUCACAGUGGAGAGAAACCGUACUGGUGUGAUCAAUGCGGGAAAACGUUUUCUGAUGGUAGCUCCUUUAAAGACCACCAACGCAUUCACACUGGAGAGAGACCGUACUGGUGUGACCAAUGUGGUAAAAGUUUUUCUCAUGGCAGUUCCAUUAAAACCCACCAACGCAUUCACACUGGAGAGAAACCAUACUGGUGUGACCAAUGCGGGAAAACUUUUUCUCGGGAUGGUUCUCUUAAAUCCCACCAACGCAUUCAUACUGGAGAGAAACCGUACUGGUGUGACCAAUGUGGGAAAACUUUUUCUCGGUCUAGUCACCUUAAAGCCCACCAACGCAUUCACACUGGAGAGAAACCAUACUGGUGUGACCAAUGUGGGAAAACCUUUUCUCAGAGUAGUCACCUUAAAUCCCACCAACGCAUUCACACUGCAGCGUUUUGAAUGUUUUCAGAGCCCAGUUAGCUUUUUCUUCCUGCCUGUUUAUCUAUGUCAAUCAUUUUCAAUUUAUAUAACUCAAAUAUGCAUGAUAAUAAACAAACAAGUUGUUCCUUAAACAAUAACAAAUUAAGCCGAAACAAGUUACACUGACUAAAGCUUGUAGAUCAAAACUUUCCUUUUAUAUUAAUCACUUGGUUAGAUCUUGCCAGCCUACAGACAUGUUAUUUCUACAUAUGUAUAUUAUAGGUCCCCGGAGAUAUAAAACAGAAAUUCGUGUGCACGCUAAUGCCUCAGUUAGUCCUAUUUUUGAAUAUAUGUUUUUAAUCUACUGAUAGUGUAUUACAACUUUUAACGUUGUUUGUGAACCAUACACAAAUCAACCCCUUUUUACUGUUACAUGUGAGCACAUGUGUUUUAUGUCAUCUAAGCUGAAUUCUAACUGUCAUGUUGGUAACUUGUCUCCCUGAGGCCCAGUCUCAUAGACGUGUCUGCUUCAUGGGAGCGACCCCUACCCUUUUGCCUCUUGCUCUCAUCUAGACAGAUCUGUGCCACAUGUUGAGAUCAAUUAUAUCCUUUCAUUUAUUGUGAAAUAAGUGCACAUAUACUGUAUAUCUACAUAUAUAGGCCUGUCUGUAGUAGUGUUUGUAUACCUACAUGUUAUGAUAACAAGGUGUAUCUAUGUUGUGUAAUUGGUUAUCAUUUUAAUUCAGUUGAUCAGGUUUUAUUUAGUGGUUUAUAUCACAUAGCUGAUUGGUACCGUUCUGCAGCGAAUAAAGCCCAGAUGUCAAAUACGGAAGAAUAAAUCCUGUGAAGCAAAUUAAUUAGUAUCAAUCCUGCAAAAGAAGUUUAAUUGAAAGUAUCAAUAUAAAAAAAACAUGGGAGGAGUGCUGUUUCCCGCCAACUGAACGCUGCACCCCUUCCUCAGAUGAUAAGAAGAAGUCAACAGAGUCUCUGUGUCUUCUGCUCUGCUCUACAUGAACUCUGAUGAAAGAGGGCCGCUUGCCCGUCCUGAGGUCCGGAUGUCCACUGUGGGCCCAAUACUUCAUGACAUGCUGAGAUCGACAUCCAGCCGACCUGAAAAAAAGAACCUGAAAUGGCUUCUUCUACACUAACUCCAACUACGACUAAAGAACUCUGAAUCCUGCAAGCCAGAUCAUCUCUCUCACUGCUCUGCUUCUCUGCCCUGAUUGCUGACCCAUCAGCUGCUGAGACCUGAAGUUUGCAUCCACACAACGUGCCGAAGACUUGGUUCCAGCCACUAUGAAGAAAAGAGAAGGAAAAACUUUAAAUAGGGGAGAUUUUUAACUGCCAAUGAUGCCGGGAGACCCCUCCAGGUACGAGAAGAAAUGGCUCAGAGACCCGCUCCACCAGAGAGAGAGAGAUGGAGAGGGAGGAAAACGAUUCAUGCCAAGUCUCACCGAGGGAACGUGUCCGCCGACAAUCUCCAGCAAUGUCAGAGAGAUGGAAACAGACCGAGGUCCAGACAGAACCUGUUACCACUCCCGGUAAACAGAUCAACCUCCCAUCUGCAAAUCAGAAAGAGUUUGAUGAUUAGGCUACUAAACAAAUUUAGAGUCAAUUAAUGAAUAUGGUUAGUUUAAGAAAUUGGUGGUUAAUAUUAGAUAUAAGAAUAAUUGAGAUAUCCAUCAAUAAGCUUAAAACCUGAACUCAUCCCUAAAUUUAGAAUAUGGAACUGCUUCAUAAUCUUCCCUGGUGCUUCUUAAAUCCAACUGCUGAACGGUGCAUUAAUACCUAAAACUAAAUUUAACUGAUGCGCUUAAACGUCAAGCGACAAAUAUAAUUCAGAGAUAUCAGUCACUGAAUUGACCUGGUCACAUUUGAUCUGUUUCUAUUCAUAAAUGUUCAUCGUUGUAUUCACUGUAUUCCUUCAUUCAUCCUUUAUCAUUCUAUUCCUUUUUCAUUUUAUUUUAACAUUUAUUCAGUUACAGUAUAUUCUGUUAGUAGUUUAGUCAUGUAGUUAGGUAAAUAAAAAUGUCAUUAUAAAGAA
Messenger RNA from Sebastes umbrosus (honeycomb rockfish), 4311 nucleotides. Its product is annotated as zinc finger protein 658B-like. The record is from RefSeq and is a predicted model, not a curated record. Gene Ontology annotation, cellular component: nucleus. The transcript is spliced from 5 exons. Lineage: Eukaryota; Metazoa; Chordata; Actinopteri; Perciformes; Sebastidae. Gene Ontology annotation, biological process: central nervous system development; regulation of transcription by RNA polymerase II. Bases 309 to 2306 code for a protein of 665 amino acids. Gene Ontology annotation, molecular function: RNA polymerase II cis-regulatory region sequence-specific DNA binding; DNA-binding transcription factor activity, RNA polymerase II-specific.